Molecule: messenger RNA, 495 nt
Organism: Rubroshorea leprosula
Lineage: Eukaryota; Viridiplantae; Streptophyta; Magnoliopsida; Malvales; Dipterocarpaceae
Source: the annotation of a GenBank genome assembly
GCCACGCUGCCGCUCUCCCCUUGCAUUUAAACGCCCUGCAACAACUCUUCCUCCUUCUUCCACCAAAUUAAUAGGAUAGACAAGAAGUAAGCUAUGGUGUUGCUCUAUGCCGCUAGGAUCGCCAUGUCCUCCAUGAGUAAAACGACUGCUCUUUCUAAGGAGGAGGUAGAAAGGAAAGUGAGGGAGGCAACAUGUGCUUCAAAACAAGCUCAAGAAACGCUAGAGCAUCUUAUUUGGGUUUCCAAUGAAGAGAACGGGAAGAAUGAUAAUAAUGGGGUUGCCAUUGCCAAUGCCAAGGAUGAGGAGGAGAUGGGAGAUGGCAAUUUCGAAAGUCUAAUAAGGCAUUUGGAGAACACUCUAGGGAAGGAAGAAGUAUGAGAUGUUACAAUUUGAAUUUUAGGUUUCUUUUCUUUUUUCUUACUAAUUACAUAGCCAAUUUUACUCAAAGAUUGAUGACUUUCAUACAUAUACACUAGGAGGAUGAAUUUUGUUUCC